AUGACCGAUUUCACGCUUGUCGACCCAAAAGGCUGGGAGUACGACCUUCACUCUGUAUAUUCUGCUUAUAUUGGCUACUUCCAGAUCUAUAACAUCCCAUGGUAUGAACGAUCAUGGGGGCAUCUAUUCGAAUCAUUCGAACAGUUCCUAUCCUUCUCCUGGCCUGUUAUCACCGUCACAGAUGCUUGCACAGGCAGAGCCCAUAUCGUGACGCGUCUCAAUUCUGUUGGUGCCUUCCUGAAGAUGAUUAAGACGAGGUUCGGUGAAACACUGCCUCAAGCGCCCAACAUCCUGCAAGUAACCCCCUUUGAGACAAGCAACCGCCACAUGCGCCAUGUCUCCGACUAUUCGACGUAUAGGAAGCUGCAUUCAACCCUCCCAGCUGCUGUCUUGUCUGCCCUGAAAGCACGCGUUCGUGCUGGCGAACCGAAGGCGAUCAAGGAGGUCUGGGAUAGGAGGGACAAGACAUUCCUUGCACUCGACUUCAAGUGGAACGAAAGGAACGAGAAGAGUGUCUUGGAGUGGGGUUACGCAGCUGUCAGGUGUGGUCAUCUAGAAGCGUUGGGGCAUUGGCCGCCGAAUCCGGAUGGCAAUUAUAGGAAGGGCCACUAUAUUGUUGCCGAAUACGUGGACAAAGUCACGAACAAAUAUCUCCCGAACUAUCCAUGGCAGUACGCUUUCGGUGACAGUCAGGUAGCUCCGAAGGCGAAGCUGCCUCAGAUCAUACAAGCUAUGAUUAGUAGCAUGUCGAGUCCAGACUCCGAGACAACUCCAAAUCACCUCGUUCUUGUCGGACACAACAUACAUGGGAGCCUCGCCCGACUGGACGACAUGAAAUUCAAACUCCCGCACAAUAUGCUUGUGAUUGACACCAUGGUGUACGAGCGCUCGCUCUACGCCUCUGGACUUCGAGGCACCAUGCCCGAUCCCAGCCCCAGCUCGAAGGCCGAUGGGGGCAGCAAAGUACGCGUUUCAGGCUCACAACUCUCGUUCGAGAGUUUGUUGUGGUCGUUGACCAUCCCACUCGGCUUGGCACCAUCCCCUCUUGGUCCGGGAAGCAACAGCAAUAGUACCGGCUCGAAUUCCUCGGCGUCUCCGGCUCCAGGUGGCAAACAACCAAGCCCAGACACAAUCCACCUGCCACAGCUGCAACACCCCCAGCGCCACCAGCACCAACACCCCGUCGCCCUCCCGCAAUGCACUGUCUACAACGCAGGCAACACAGCCGUUCUCUGUCUCUUUGCCCUACAGAAGCUCCUUGAACCCGCUGGCACGGCCGUACUUACUAUCAAGAGAGGUAGGCAGUCCUCGUCUGGGCAGAAUGCGAACGCGAUGAUGCCGGCUGCCCGAAUGAGUGGGAUGAUGAGUAUGGGCAUGCAGGUACCCAUGCCUAUGAUGAUGAAUGCGAUGUCAACGGUCAACGCGAUGCCCACGAUGAACCCCAUGAACAUGCCCAUCCUGCUCAACCCGCCCGUGAACAACAGCAGGAUGUCGAUGACGAUCCCGAAAGCUGACGGCAGCCCGACCUCCGUCGCCACACCAAUGAUCAACGCCAACGGUUCGUCGGCUGUUCUGCCUCUACCCUUCCCAUCCUCCUCGCCUGGUACCUCAUAUGGCAUGCACCACCCACCUCGUCCUAGUGCCCGUCCUUCGUCAUACGACCUCGCAGCUGAGCUCGGUGCCAUGUCGAUGGACCGCCAGAAUGGCAACCGUAGCGGUGGCGAAACCAGCGAGACUAAUCGUCCCAGCAGUGCUUACUUGACGAUGCCGGGCAGAGGCGACAAGGCUUCGAAGAGGUUCCACAGUUUUUCUGGUGGUUUGACCCUCGGAGGUUCAACGAGCCAUCUGAAGGCGGAGAAGUGA
Molecule: messenger RNA, 1863 nt
Organism: Cyclocybe aegerita
Lineage: Eukaryota; Fungi; Basidiomycota; Agaricomycetes; Agaricales; Hemipholiotaceae
Source: the annotation of a GenBank genome assembly